Molecule: messenger RNA, 561 nt
Organism: Helianthus annuus (common sunflower)
Lineage: Eukaryota; Viridiplantae; Streptophyta; Magnoliopsida; Asterales; Asteraceae
Product: disease resistance protein RPV1-like
Exons: 1
Coding region: 55-561 (168 amino acids)
Biological process (GO): signal transduction
Source: RefSeq, a predicted model, not a curated record
UUCACUGCUUGUUUCAUUUUUUACUAAUUCCAAACAAAUUCGAUCCACUGAUCAAUGGCAUCGUCAUCGUCCUCUUCUGACUUCAUUUCUGCCUCUAGUUCUCAAUCAUGGGAUCAUGACGUAUUUUUAAGUUUUAGAGGAGAAGACACUCGCAAGAGCUUUGUGGAUCAUCUCUACACGGCUCUUCAACAACAAGGAAUCCAUACGUACAAGGACGACGAAACACUUGCUAGGGGUGAGUCAAUUGGUCCAGCCCUCUUGAAGGCUAUCCAAGAAUCACGGAUUGCCGUUAUUGUAUUCUCUAAAAGCUAUGCAGAUUCAUCUUGGUGCUUGGACGAGCUUGCGCAUAUUGUAGAGUGCAUGGAAAACAAAGGGCAGAUCGUUAUGCCCAUAUUUUAUGACAUCGAUCCAUCGGAUGUGAGAAAACAAAAUGGGAAAUAUGGAGAAGCAUUUACCAAACACGAGUGUGUGCAUAAGAACAAAGUUGAAUCAUGGAAAAUAGCUCUCGUAAAAUCAGGCAAUCUUUCUGGAUGGGUCCCUAAAGACUUUGCAAACGGGUAA